AUGGUGAAAGAGUUCAAGACCCAAACAGUAGUGAGCGUGGGGCUGCAAAUCUUAUGGCGAGCUCUGUCUAAGGACUUCAUUGUCAUAGCCCCAAAGGUACUCCCGCAGAUUGUAAAAGAUGUGCAAGUGCUGGAAGGAGACGGAGGCCUCGGCACCAUCCUCGUCUUCAACUUCUGCUCCGAAGGAAGUUAUCAGAAGGAGAGAAUUACAGAGCUUGAUUUGAGUUCACAUGAGAUAGGGUUAGAAGUGAUUGAAGGUGGCCAUCUGGAUCGUGGUUUCUCGUUCUACAAGACGACCUUUCAGCUAUGUGCAAAAGGUGAGGAUCAAACCGAAGUCAACGUGAAGAUAAGUUAUGAAUCUGAGAAGGAAGAUUUGAAGUCAGCGGAGCCUACUUUAUUCUACCUUAGCUGCCUGCAAAAAUAUCUCUUAAAUGGUGCUUGAUCAUCUUGAGCCUGGCUCAGUCCCUCUAUUCUCUGCAUCAGUUUAGUCCUUUUGUUCUUUUUCAUAAAUAAAACGCUC
Molecule: messenger RNA, 519 nt
Organism: Neltuma alba
Lineage: Eukaryota; Viridiplantae; Streptophyta; Magnoliopsida; Fabales; Fabaceae
Product: phytohormone-binding protein CSBP-like
Exons: 2
Coding region: 1-441 (146 amino acids)
Biological process (GO): defense response; abscisic acid-activated signaling pathway
Cellular component (GO): cytoplasm; nucleus
Molecular function (GO): abscisic acid binding; protein phosphatase inhibitor activity; signaling receptor activity
Source: RefSeq, a predicted model, not a curated record